UUGUAAUGUCGGACCGGGGCGUGGCUGGGGGAGAAAGUAUCCGAACUGGGUGGGCUUGGACCGGGUUCUACCUCGCUAGUGUGCCCGGUGUCUUCACGGCCUAGCUGCUUGCCAACCGGCGCAGAAACAAACUGCUUGAACGUGUUUUAUUCCAGGUUGUGUGCGGAGCGGUGCGACUAUUUGGGUCAUAAAUGGAGACAAGCUGACACCCAAUGACCCGGACAGCCACACAACCACAACCACCCCCACAUGAGAAGAAGUGAUCAGACCUGAAGAACAAGACACAAACCUUUUUGGGCCGACAUGGACGGGGAGGACGAUGUCUCGCACACAGGGGAGGACGUGCUUGGCUCCAUAGACAAGAAACGAGAGGCGAAGGGGAUCUGCCUAAAGAUCGAGGGUCAGGAUGGAUAUGUGUUUAAAUCCUACAGCAUGAACCCCCGAGAGACUAUGGCUAUCAAGUCGUCUAUCUCCUCAACACUGGAUAAAGACCUCCCUCCCUCCGUCCAUGUAUGUUCUCAGGGUAAGACAGAAAAAGACCCAGUGUCUCAGUCUCUUUCAAGCAAAUGGCUCGGCAUCAGCACAGAUGAAAACGCAGAGAAAGAAAACUACGAAAUUGCUAACGAGCCGAAUGAGCACAUUAAAGAAGAAAGUCGGGAGACAAACGAUUUAGAGGAUGAAACACAGGAUUUUGAAAAAUUGGAAUUCGGCCCUUUUUUGACAAGAGAUGGGGAUGACUAUAGUAACCUGCUAAAUGGCUACACAAGCACUCUUUACGAUGUUGCCAUGGACGCUGUCACCCAAAGCCUUCUGGCGUCGAUGAGAAGCCAAACUAACUCUAGGAAAAAGUCCCCCGCAUGGAAUCAUUUCUGCAUAUCACCGAGAGAUAACACCAAAGCAAUCUGUUUGUACUGCAUGAAAGAGUUCAGUCGGGGAAAGAACGAGAAAGACCUCAGUACAAGCUGCUUGAUGAGACACGUGCGAAGGGCCCACCCUACCAUGCUCUACCAAGAUGGCGCCGACGCAUCAGCGCACACUCUGAGUUCUUUAGCCUCCUCUUUGAUCCCUCCUUCGCCAAACUCGCCAAAAAACGGGGACGUAAACAAUGUAACGUAUCCUGGGUCAAAGAACACGUCACCGUCCACGUCUUCUGCUGAAAAUUCUGACUUAUCAUCCAAAGAGGCGUUACCCAAAGUCGAACCAAAACCUGAGCCUGUUUGCAGCACGCUUGCACCCUCGCAUUCUUGUGAAAACAACCUUGAAGACAUGUCUGACGGAAGCACCGAACGCCUUCCCUGUAACCCAAAAAGCGCAAGUUCCCGUCGUAGAUCGGCUGUAUGGAAACACUUCUACCUUUCACCCUUGGACAGUUCCAAGGCGGUAUGCAUCCACUGCAUGAAUGAAUUCAGCAGGGGGAAAAAUGGGAAGGAUCUUGGCACAAGUUGUCUUAUUCGUCACAUGUGGAGAGCCCACAAAGAGGUCGUCAUUGAGGAAAAUGGACUAGGCAAUCACAUCCCUCCACCCUACACAAACCCGCCGUCACUCUUGUCCCGCACACCAAUACAUGACCCGCUAGAUGUAAAAAAAGAAUCACCACUUCCGUCUUCACCAGAAACCAUAUCAGAUGAGGUAUCCCAAGCUGCGGUGGAAAGCAUGGAUAUAAAAGAGGAAUCUGAUGAAGCUAUGCUUCUAUCCGAACAGGAACCCUCUCUCAAUCUGCUUUUUAGCGGUCCUGAAGAGGAUACACCUGUAACUUCAUCGCCAUGUGAUCUCUCUGAGGCUCCCAACCUCAACCAGAAUCAUGCUAUAUUUCAGCAGAACAAAAAAAUAAUGAAACGGGUAAAAUCCGAGGUCUGGCAGCAUUUCCUUGUAUCGCCCGUUGACCAGUUAAAAGCACUGUGCCGUUACUGUCCAUGCGUCAUCAGUCGUGGGAAACGGGGGGACUUUGGCACAAGCUGUCUAAUGAGGCACCUCAUGAGGCGCCACCCAGACGUCCUACAAAACCAAAAAAACACCGACAAGGAGCCCUCCCCCCAGCCCUAUGUUGACAUGACCCCAGACACAGUUUCAACCAAAGAAACUGAAAGCCCUGCCAGUGAGAAAAAGCCACAAACCGGCAUCAGUAAGAAGACGUCCAAACUGUGGAACCAUUUCUCGAUUUCACCGACUGACCCCACCAAGGUGAUUUGUUUGCACUGUAGCCGCACUAUAAGUCGAGGCAAAAAGACUACAAACCUCGGCACCAGCUGCCUCUUCAGGCACAUGCAGAGGUUUCACAGACAAUUCCUCGAAAGCAACAAUACUAUCUCAGGUGACGUGCCAUCUGCUGAAAUUUGCGUCAAACAGGAACUCGUAGAUAUGUCCGUUUACGACGCGAAGCAGAGCCACGAGAGGUUUGACGAACACCACCCAGUUGCCAAAAAAAUAACCAAACUUAUCGCUGAAAUGAUUGCACUGGAUCUUCAGCCAUCAUCCAUGGUGGAAAAUGCUGGACUGAACCGAUUACUAGAGUACCUCCAGCCUCAGUAUUGUCUACCAACCUCAUCUUACUUCACCAGCACUGCAAUACCAGAUAUGUACGCGAAGGUGAAGGACGUCGUGCUGACACACCUGAAAGAGGCUGAGGGUGGAGUCAUCCACUUCACAACGAGUAUUUGGGUCAGUAGUCAGACAAAGGAGUACUUGACCCUCACUGCUCACUGGGCAACUUACGAGUCCAGCGUCAGACCCCAGGGCCAGGACUUCCACUGCUCAGCUCUCCUAAGUGUGUCCAACAUAGACUGUGACCAGGAUAUGCACGACAUCCCAAAGCAGCUGGAGUAUCUCUGGGAUUCAUGGAUCGUCUCCUCAGGGCUGAAGAAGGGUUUCACUGUGACCGACAACGCCAGCAUCAGAAACAAUCUGGAAGACCACGGCCAUGUCACAGUGCAGUGUUUCGGACACACAAUUGACCUCAUUGUUAGCGAAGCCAUAAAGAGCCAGAGAAUGGUUCAGAACCUUCUGAGUAUCGCACGAAAGAUCUGCGAGCGCGUGCACCGCUCGGCCAAGGUGAAGGAGAAGCUGGCCGAACUCCAGAGAGACCACCAUCUACCGGAGAACCAACUUGUUCAGGACAUCCCUUCUAAAUGGAGAACUUCCCUUUUAAUGCUGGAGCGGCUGUUGGAGCAAAAAACCGCCAUUGACGAGAUGUCAAUCGAGUGCAAUUUCAGGGAGAUCAUCAGCUGCGACCAGUGGGAGGUGAUCCAGUCCGUCUGCCAUACACUGAAACCUUUCGACGUGGCCUACCAGGAAAUCAGCAGCCGCACUGCCACUCUGGGACAAGUGAUACCACUCAUUCAUAUCCUCAAUCGAAAGAUAGACCUGCUGUUUGACGAGACCGUGGGCAUAGACACCAUGCUCAAGUCCCUCAAAGAAGCAAUGGUGAGCAGAAUUUCAGCCACCUUGCACGACCCACGCUUCACCUGGGCGACCAUGCUGGACCCCCGUUAUAAGACUUCAUUGUUCACAGAGGAAGAUGCAGAGCAAUGCAAGCAAGACCUGAUCCAGGAGCUGUACUUGUUUUCUUCUACCUCAGCAGAAAAGUCCUCACUGCCCAACAGCUGCAACAAAGCCCUCGCGCCCGACGGCACGGCCAUUUCCAGAAAGGACAACAUCUGGUCCCUGAUGGCCGACUUAAGGCAAAAGGUCAAACAAGAGAAGCCAAAGUCCUCCGAAUUGGCAGUUCUGGAGUACUUUGAGGAGGACAUACUGGAUCAAAGCUGUGACCCGCUGGACUAUUGGAACCUUAAGAAGUUCCUAUGGCCCGAGCUGGCAAAGGUAGCCGCCCGCUACGUGGGCUGCCCGCCCAGCAUCGUUCCAGCAGAGUCGCUGUUCAGCACUGCCGGCGGCAACUGUGCCCGAAGCCACCCCAGACCUUCACUGGAAAACAUGGAGGGUCUGCUCUUCCUAAAAGUCAACCUCCCUCUGAUCUACUUUCAAUACUGAUAAAGCAUUAACUUGAAAGCCCUUUAAUAAUAACAAAAAAAAGGACCAAGUGACAUAGCUGUGAAAUGGAGUUUUCUAUGAUGUGAUGUACAGUAUCAUGCUAUACACUGAUUUCUUGCUAUGCUGCAGCCGGGUUUUGUUAUUUUUUUGAUAAGUUUUGUUUAUCUUUUUUGGGGGGGGGGGGGGGGGGGGGGUAAUUUUAUUGCGUGUACUACUGUUUGAACACAUUGAAGUUCAUGAAGUCUCAGUGAAAAAGUGUAUCAGGGAGGGGUUUUCUAGCUGUAGGGGUUGUGUGUUUGCCCGAUUCUUCUUGUGUGUUGUCUCUCGACUCCUCUUUUCGUGCCUUAUCCAAAUCUACUUCAGGUCAAAAAAUGCUGUAAAUAUUUCUCGAUGAAAUCCGCGCAACCCCCUUCAGGUUGCUUUUGAAUAUAAUAUUACUGAUGCAGAGUUUUUUCCCUGUGAAAACGCGGCCCAAAAAAUGAAUGCUGUGACUGAAAAAUGUUUUAAGUUAAUGUUAUUUAAUUUUCAUUGUGAAAUUGUGGCUCAUGGUACUGUCAUAUAGAGCUAGACUUUUUUUUUUUCUUUUCUUUUUUAAACCUACUGAAUUGUUUUUAAUAAGACUGUAAGAUAUUGCUGUAUUUUCUGAAUAAGACAUUUGGAAUAUACAAUUUGUCUCUUAAGCACAAUUUAGGUUUAUGAUCAGGGGAUUAAUUUAUGGGUUUGAAAAAAGAAAUGUAUUUGUUUUAUAACAAACCAAAUUAGAAAAAUGUUUUAGCAUUGAAACUGGAACCAGUUUGUAAAUAAAGGUUUUUUUUUCCCUUA
This is a messenger RNA of Nerophis ophidion (straightnose pipefish), 4806 nucleotides long. It is a transcript of the gene zbed4, whose product is annotated as zinc finger, BED-type containing 4. The coding region runs from base 304 to 3984 and encodes 1226 amino acids. Gene Ontology annotation, molecular function: protein dimerization activity; DNA binding. The transcript has 2 exons. NCBI's taxonomy places the organism in Eukaryota, Metazoa, Chordata, Actinopteri, Syngnathiformes, Syngnathidae. The record is from RefSeq and is a predicted model, not a curated record.